CUGAUGCAGCCGCAGUCCACGCUGUGACUGUCCGUGGGUGAAGGAGAGCCACUGUGAGCCGGUCUGAGCUCAGGCGGGACAGAAAUAGUCCUAAUAGCUCGGGAGUUUUUCCACGCUGUCGAUGACGACAGGUCGGCACGGCUUGACUACAACUUUACACUCAACAUGCAUCGAAUAACGGGCAAAGCGGGAGGAGACAGUCUGAUUGAAAUGAGCCCCACAGAGUCUUUCAACGAUGAUAUAAAUGGCUACCACCAACACGCCUCAUCCAGCUCAGGAUCGCUGCAGCAGGGACAAUCGGCGAUUGACAAACAUCAGCAAAGUAAAGACUCUGUAUUCUUCCGUGAUGGGUUACGUAGGAUAGAUUUUGUCCUGUCCUACGUCGAUGACAAAGACGGCGAGAGAAAACUGGAGAGGAGGAAGUAUUAUGAGGCCAAUUUGGUAAAGGUUGGUCUGGAGCUUGAGACAGAAGAUAAAUCGGAGUCAGAGGAUGGAAAGACUUAUUUUGUGAAGGUCCACGCGCCAUGGGAAGUGUUGGCCACCUACGCAGACGUACUGAAGAUCAAGGUUCCGUUCAAGGUGAACGACAUCCCCGACAACAGCGAGAUGCCCAUGAACUGGCUGUCCACGCCCUUUCGUCUGCCGGAGCAGAUCAUGCAUCCUGAGCCAGACUUUUUCACAGCUCCUUUCAACAAGAGCAAGUCUGACUUCUUCCUCAUCGAUGACAAAGACACAUUCUUUCCACCGUCCACUCGCAACAGGAUAGUCUACUAUAUCCUUUCCCGCUGUUCAUACUUGAGGGAUGAAUGUGCAGAUAAAGACAAGAAGGGAAUCAAGAGGUUACUCAACAACGGCACCUACACUGCUGCCUUUCCCCUGCAUGAUUGUCGAUACUGGACAAAAUCGAGGGAUCCCAACUGUGAAAGUGAGAGAAACAAUCUCUACAAACACUGGGCAGGAUUUAUCUCUUUCUUCAAGGAGCAGCCCCUCAAUCUCAUCAGGAAGUAUUAUGGGGAAAAGAUUGGCAUUUAUUUUGCGUGGCUCGGUUUCUACACGGAGAUGCUGUUGUUUGCUGCAGUUGUGGGGACAAUUUGUUUCAUCUACGGACUCCUCACUUACGACGACAAUGAGUGGAGUAAAGAAAUAUGUAGUGAGGAGAUUGGAGGCCAUAUUGUCAUGUGUCCACUGUGUGACAAGAAAUGUGGCUACUGGAAACUCAACACAACGUGCCACUCCUCAUGGCAAUCACACCUGUUUGACAAUGUGGGAACGGUGUUCUUUGCCAUAUUCAUGGGGAUUUGGGUGACUCUGUUUCUGGAGUUCUGGAAGAGACGGCAGGCCCGACUCGAAUACGAGUGGGAUCUGGUGGACUUUGAGGAGGAGCAACAGCAGCUGCAGCUUCGGCCCGAGUAUGAGACCAAGUGCACCAACCGCAAGAUGAACCGCAUCACGCAGGAAUCAGAGUGGGUUCUUAACAGGACUGCUACAGACAUAAUGGGGAAAUUGUGUCUGUGCUGGGCCACCGUGAUGCUCUGGAUCUCAUUGAUCAUUGCCUGCAUUAUUGGGGUGAUAGCGUACCGCCUGGCAGUGUACGCGGCCUUUGCCAGCAUCAUGAAGGACAGCCCCACCACCAAGGUGCAGGUGGUCGGCGCCUAUAUCACGCCACAGCUGGCCACCUCUGUCACCGCCUCCUGUAUCAACUUUGUCAUCAUCAUGAUCCUCAACCUCAUGUAUGAGAGAGUGGCUGUUUGGAUCACUGACAUGGGUGAGGGCCAGAGUGGGAGAAUGUACCCACACAUCAAUGUGUGCAGUGCUGGUGAAAAUAUGUUGUUCUGUGUAUUUAAAGUCAGAUAG
Solea senegalensis (Senegalese sole) is the source of this 1854-nucleotide messenger RNA. Its product is annotated as anoctamin-5-like. The transcript has 14 exons. Gene Ontology annotation, biological process: chloride transmembrane transport. NCBI's taxonomy places the organism in Eukaryota, Metazoa, Chordata, Actinopteri, Pleuronectiformes, Soleidae. The coding region runs from base 166 to 1854 and encodes 562 amino acids. Gene Ontology annotation, molecular function: chloride channel activity; protein dimerization activity. Gene Ontology annotation, cellular component: plasma membrane. The record is from RefSeq and is a predicted model, not a curated record.